Molecule: messenger RNA, 1004 nt
Organism: Prunus avium (sweet cherry)
Lineage: Eukaryota; Viridiplantae; Streptophyta; Magnoliopsida; Rosales; Rosaceae
Source: RefSeq, a predicted model, not a curated record
AAAUCCUCCGUCGCCAAAAACUCAAAAAGAGAGAGCCUUCCGAAGGAAGCUAACUCGCCAGUUCAUACAGUGCCUCGAGGGCAUUUAUGUAAUUGCAACAGUUGCGACUCUGUUAUCUGUUCUAUAACACCCAAAUCCAUUAUUAUUAUUCCCCCCCAAAAAGCCCGAAAAUUCAGUUCCUCACACACUUUCCCCGCCAUUUGCCUUCUCAAUUUCUCUUCCCAAUCUGUCCCUCUAGGGCUCCAAAACGUUCUUCAUCUCCCUCACUCUGCAACCAAAACCCUAAUUCCCGCCAAAAUACCCCUGGAUUUCAGCUUAAUUACAACCCCUGCCACUCCACCUCGUUCUCGAUACAUGCCCUUGCAGUGCCAAUCGCGAACUCACCGGUUAAGCAAUCGAUGAGUUAUCCAGUCACUUCCAGUUCGAGCUCCGGCUCGGCUCACUGGGGCAUCAGCCUCUCGAACACAGUGCACUCGGAAGUCGCUCCAUGCUUGCCUUUGCCUUCGCUUCCGGUGUUCUGCGGCGCAUCUGAUCAGGACCUACGGCUGUUCGACGAGCCGAUUCGAAACAGUGCGUGGUUGAAUCACCCUGACGCAGCUCUUUCCAGUAGGAUUGCUGAUCUGCUUCGAGAAACUGACGUCUCUUACUUGAACCUUCGAGAAGAUUCUAGCUUAGUUCCAUAUGGUUAUAUCGAACCUUUAAAACUUCAUGAUGAAGUUCUUCAGUACAAUCCAGAAGCAUUUGAGUACAAUAGUCCAGUUUCUCAGGUCCUAUUAAGGGGCAAAUGCCUGGCAGUAGUACAGUACCUGACAAGAAGCCCUUCAAGCCCAGUGUACCUAUAACCAGACAUGCUCAAAGAGACUAUGGUGCAACUAACAAUAAUCAGCUCAACGAUAUUCCUCCUAAUGACGUAUCUACACCAUCUUCUAGAAAACCGAAAGCCAAGAAAAAAGAUAGUGAUGUUGUUAUGUCAUCAGUCGGACCAGAUCAGACUGCAAUUCAAG